Messenger RNA from Heterobasidion irregulare TC 32-1, 848 nucleotides. RefSeq lists its product as uncharacterized. The transcript has a single exon. Bases 1 to 771 code for a protein of 256 amino acids. The record is from RefSeq and is a predicted model, not a curated record. Lineage: Eukaryota; Fungi; Basidiomycota; Agaricomycetes; Russulales; Bondarzewiaceae.
AUGUGCGCAAGGCGCGGACAUUUCUCCGCAAGCGCCCGGAACACCGGCUCAGAGACGUCGACCAGCGUCUCCAGAUGCACGGUCGUGAGUGCCAGGCGCGCGCUUGGACAGGAACCCCGAGAUGCACGCGCGGCGCUGCGGCGAGUCCUCGUGCCACCGGAGGAGAACGUGCUCGAGAUCCGGAAGCGGGAUCGCCGCGUUUCUGUCGCAGUCGGGGGAGCACUCGGCGUGCCAGCUGUCCAGAGCCGUAAAACGCAGGUCCGGGAGAAGCGGCAGGUCGUGCGGGCAGAACCCCCGCUGCACGCGCAGCAGGGUGCGCAGGUUCGGCAGCCGUCCGAGGAAGGCCCUCCACGACGGAUGCUUCACGUCCGCGAUCAGCUUUUGCAGCGUCAGACUGCAGUUUGGACCGAUGCUCUCGAAGAUGCUCUCGGGCAUCGUGGCACGGCGUAUCCGCGAGGUGGCAAUGAUGAUGCGGAUAUGCGAGAGAUAGCCAAAUACCUCGCCGAGCAUGGGCAUCCUGUGCUCAUCGGCGGAGACUAUGUCCACGCGGCGCACCAGGGAGCCCAGCAAGAAAUCGCCCGCACCUUGCGCCGCGUGCUUCAAAGCACGCUGCAGGGCGCCCAUGUUCCCAUUCGAGACCACGACGGCUCGGUGCAGGAGCGGCGCGGCGAGAGCGCGCCAUCGUCCGCACACACGGACGAGGCUCACUUUCGUGACCAGAGACCGGCGGAUCCCACGCCUUGCUCGUCUGCGAAAGAGCCACAGAGCUGAUACACGGGCAAUCCUGUCUCGAACGGGUCGUGGAAAUCUGGGUCCAGGAUGCCUGGGACGGACGGCGCCCACCCGAA